This is a messenger RNA of Racocetra persica, 200 nucleotides long. NCBI's taxonomy places the organism in Eukaryota, Fungi, Glomeromycota, Glomeromycetes, Diversisporales, Gigasporaceae. The record is from the annotation of a GenBank genome assembly.
CAAAAGAUUUGUUAGUAAAUGCUCAAGAGAAACAAAGUGAUCAAGCCAACAAAAAGCAACGUUAUCUAGAAUUAAAUGAAAGAGAUUUAGUAUUAUUGAAUUUGACAAAUAUAAUUCUACAAAAAAGUGCAAAAAAAGCAUCAAAGAAACUUAUCGCAAAACUCAUAGGACCCUUCAAAAUCGUUCAGAAAAUUUCAGCA